Molecule: messenger RNA, 339 nt
Organism: Paramuricea clavata
Lineage: Eukaryota; Metazoa; Cnidaria; Anthozoa; Malacalcyonacea; Plexauridae
Source: the annotation of a GenBank genome assembly
AUGAACACCCGGCGAACUUUGUAUCUGUCACUUGUGAAGUCCCAGUUGUUGUAUGCUUCGGAGGUGUGGUCACCGGUUAACAACGUUCAGCUAUCAAGACAAGUAGAGAAAGUCCAACGGAGGGCAACCAUGCAAGUGGAUACUAUUGAACAGAGAGAUGCCUUACAAAGAACGGCUGUCGUCGUUAAACCUGCUAUACCAUUAAGUUACGAUAGAGAAAUGAAGGACUUAGCAUUCUUUUAUAAAGCUUUAUUUGGUUUUCUAAACGUGAACUUAAGUAACUAUAUGUGUCGUUUGUCAGCCAUGGUCGUAUACUCGAUUGAGUCUUUCCUCUCAUGA